Molecule: messenger RNA, 2031 nt
Organism: Emiliania huxleyi CCMP1516
Lineage: Eukaryota; Haptophyta; Isochrysidales; Noelaerhabdaceae
Exons: 8
Coding region: 1-2031 (676 amino acids)
Biological process (GO): formation of translation preinitiation complex
Molecular function (GO): translation initiation factor activity
Source: RefSeq, a predicted model, not a curated record
AUGUCCAACGUCUUCAAGGGCGAGUUCAAGGUGACCACGCAGUCGCUGAUGGGCAAGGCCGACGUCAAGAAGCUCCGCUCGUCGCUGCAGGCCGAGUUUCCCGAGCUCACGAAGAAGGCGCUCGACGGCAUCCUCGGCAAGGAGGAGGUGGGCGUGCUCAAGUGCUCCAACGGCUCGACGCUCUACGUGCCGGGCGACGGGCCCGCCGCCUUCUUCGACGACGGCUUUGGCGGCGUCUACCCGACGCUGACGACGCUGUGGCGCAUCCCCGACAUGAUGCCGGAGCUGGUGACGCACGCGCCGGUCUCAAAGUUCCUGCUGCCAAAGGAUCGGUCCGCGGGCGCCGACAUGAUGCUUCCCGGCGUCAUCGUCCCGCCCGAGGGCCUCGGUCCCCUCGAGCUGGGCCAGAAGCGCUGCAUCCGAGUCGAGGGAAACAAGAUGCCGAUCGCCGUCGGAAAGAUGCUGGCGCGCGUCGGCGCGUGCGGCCCGCUCCUCCCCGGCGAGGACCCCGAGCGCGCCGCGCCCUCCGCACAGGUGAAGCAUGUGUACCACGACUCGCUCUGGGCCUACUCGGGCCGCAAGGUGCCGAACGACGGCUUCCUCGCCGACCAGGUCGUCGCGUCGGAGGGAGCACCGCCUGCGGCCGCCGCCGCCGCCGCCGCAGCAGACGAGAGCGACGAGGAGGAGGCGGAGGAGGAGGAGGCGGAGGCGGAGGAGGAGCCGAUGGCGCCGGACGAGCUAAUGAACUAUUGCUUCUACGCCGCCCUCAAGACGACCUGCACCGACGCCGAGCUCCCCCUCUCCGCCGACAAGUUUUACUCGCACCACAUGCAGCCCGCGCGGCCGGCAAAGCAGCCGCCGCUCGACGCCAAGAAGUCGUCCUUCAAGCAGAUCGGCAAGUUCAUCAAGGCGAUGCACAAGGCCAAGGCGAUCGCGGACUACCUCGCCUUUGAGCUCCGCGGCUCGUCGCGCGCCGUCCGCGCCUCCAACACGCCGGCCGACGGCGGCGGCAGGGACGAGGAGGUCUGGCAGCCGAACUCGUACACCAAGCCCCUCUUUGUCGAGAUGGGGCACGACAAGGCGGACUACUUCACCACGCAGGAGGCGCACGCCGUGCUCGACCGCUACGUCAGCGAGAGGCUCGCCGGAGCCGCGGCCGCCCCCUCGAGGUCCGCCGCAGCAGCAGCCCCGCCUGCAGCAGCAGCCCCGCCCAGUGUGGAGGGAUGGCUCGCGGACGCUGGCAUCCCGGCCGCGCGCGCAGCGGGCUACGCGUCCGCCCUGGCGGCGGAGGGCUUCGACUCUGUCCGCGCGCUCCGCGCCGGCGGCCUCGCCGCGGCGGACCUCGCCGGGCUAGGGCUGACGCAGCCGCACGCCGCCGUGGCGAAGGCUGCCCUCGACGGCGAGGUUCGCGCUUUCCUCGACGCGGCGGGCGCGCCCGCGGCGGCGGCGGCCGGCUUCGCGUCCGCCCUCGCCGCCGACGGCUUCGACUCGGUGCGCGCGAUGCGGGCGCACGGGCUGCGGCCCGAGGAGCUGCGCGGCUUCGGGCUCGACGGCGCGCUCGCGACGGCGGUGGCGGCGGCGCUCGCCGAGGCGCCAGCCGCGUCGGGCGCCGGCAGCAGCGGGGUGCCGAUCGACGAGAUGCUGCUCGAGGCGCUGGUCAAGGUCGCGGGCGGCGUCAAGAAGGGGACGACCUUCCCGAGCCACCUGCCGCUCUCCGACCUGCGCGAGCGGCUCGUCGAGCGGAUGAGCGCCUUCCACCGCGUCACCGCGCUCGAGUCGUUCCUCAUCUCGCCCGACGCGGUGGCGCAGGCGCGAGGCCCGCGCGGCGCUUUUCCAAAAGGUGGGUUUUCCAAAAAACGGGCCUUCCCGGGCUGCACGACUGCCGUCCUAAAGCUGCCUGGCAACAACGUCAAGGAGCAGGAGGUGCUGCUGCAGGGCCACUGCCUGAACGAGGUCGUCGACUACCUUCGCGACGCCUACUGCAUCGACAAGAAGUGGGUCGUCCUGCCGACGCCCAAGAAGAGCGGCUGA